Molecule: messenger RNA, 213 nt
Organism: Colletotrichum chrysophilum
Lineage: Eukaryota; Fungi; Ascomycota; Sordariomycetes; Glomerellales; Glomerellaceae
Exons: 2
Coding region: 1-213 (70 amino acids)
Source: RefSeq, a predicted model, not a curated record
AUGUCCACGGUCAGUCUGGGCAAGUGGCUCUUCUGGAACUUCUACAAUCUGGUCAUCAAGCCGAAGGAGAAUCGCGUUGUCUGCAUUCCUGCUGAGUACCUCCGGGGGCUCAAGGAAAAGGCCAUGGCUGAGCUUCAGGCGCAGCCAAGCAUCGACGGCAAGGAAAAGCCAAAAUGGCGCUACAACAGGUUUAUGAGUGGCGGCGGGCUUUGA